CCAACUCAUUGAGUCAUGGAAGCAUAAAUAAGCAACUCAUUGAAGUUACAUAUAUCUCAGUUCCCUUUAAUCUCCAUCCAUUUUAAAAAGUUUAUUACGUUUGUGUGUGUGUGUGUGUGUUUUUUUUAAGUUCUAAAUUGAUUCCCCUCACUCCCUGUAUGACACCCCUGUUGGUGCUUCGUGUGGGUGUGAGUUAUUCAAUGCUGGCUGGCCAUCUCGUGUGGGUGUAAGUUAUUCAAUGCUGGCUGGCCAUCUCUAUCUUAUUGUCACAUGCUAAAGGCGACCUAUUUGUGGGUUGUGACUAACUCUCUUUGAGGAGGAUGCAAGCGUGGGUUAGUUCCCUUUAAUCUCCAUCCAUUUUAAAAGGUUACAUAUUGAAUAUGGGAGCGUAUUCUUUUCCAAAACUGGCGAAGUUGCAUAUCAAUAAAAGUCCCUUUGGUUUCAACUCCAAAGCCAAAUGUCCUCGGAAAGGUUGGAAUUGGAAAUCACUCAUCCGGGGACGGUCCGUUCACUGGCCAUGCAGGAAGCUAUUGUUCUCUACCCGUCUCCCCAAAUCGGCCACUUGAUAUCCAUGGUGGAAUUUUGCAAGCUCAUACUCACUCAUCAACCUUCACUCAAAAUACACAUCCUCAACCCCCCUCCACCCUACGGUGCUGACUCCACCGCCCCGUAUAUAUCUGCGGUCUCUGCCACCGUCCCUUCUAUCACCUUCCACCAGCUUCCUACCAUCAACCUCUCCAUCUCCUCGUCUCGCCACCACGAGUCUCUUGUUUUUGAGACCCUCCGCCUCAACAAUCCUAAUGUCCAGAAUGCUCUUAUAUCUAUCUCCAAGAACUACAACAUCAUUUCCUUCAUCAUCGACUUCUUCAGCACUCCAGCUUUUGAUGUAGCCACUGCUCUUAACAUCCCUGUGUACUACUUCAACACCUCUGGUGCCGGAUGUCUUGCGUUCACGCUCUAUUUUCCAACCAUCCACAAGAAAACUACUAAAAGCUUCAAAGAUCUUGAUAUUCAUCUUGAUAUCCCAGGUAUCCCUCCAACACCAUCCUCAGACAUGCCAAAGCCCUUACUUGAGCGUGAUGAUGAGCUCUACAAAUUCAUGUUGGAUUUCGCCACCAUAUUGCCGAAGUCUGCAGGGAUUAUAGUGAACACCUUCGAAGCGCUAGAGCCAAGACCUCUGAAAGCCGUAAGAGAUGGACAAUGUGUGCCGGACAGCCCUACAGCUCCCAUUCAAUGUAUUGGACCAUUGAUUGCUACAAGUGAUCGUAGUAGUGACGGCUCCACCGGUAAUAGUAUUCCGGAGUGCUUAACGUGGCUUGAUUCACAGCCGAGUAAAAGUGUUGUGUUCCUUUGUUUUGGCAGCUUAGGAUUGUUCACUGUGGAACAAUUGAAGGAAAUAGCUAUUGGAUUGGAGAGGAGCGGUCAAAGGUUUUUGUGGGUGGUGAGGAACCCACCCGCAGAGAACCAAAGCGUGGCCAUCAAGGCACUAUCCGAUCCUGAUUUGAAUUUAUUACUUCCAGAAGGGUUCUUGGACAGGACGAAACAGAGAGGACUGGUGGUGAAGUCAUGGGCUCCGCAGAUAGCAGUAUUGAAUCAUGACUCGGUAGGUGGCUUCGUGACUCAUUGUGGGUGGAAUUCGAUUCUGGAAUCAGUGUGUGCGGGAGUUCCAAUGGUGGCAUGGCCUCUGUAUGCAGAACAGAGGUUGAACAGGGUGUUGCUUGUAGAGGAAAUAAAGAUAGCUUUACCGAUGGUGGAGUCGGAGAAUGGGUUUGUGAACUCGGCUGAGGUGGAGAAGCGAGUGAGGGAGUUGAUGGAAUUGGAGCAAGGAAAGUCCAUCAGGGAGCAAACCACAGCAAUGAAACAUGCAGCCAUGGCUGCUUUGAGUGAAGGAGGCUCUUCUCAUGUGACAUUAGACCAACUCAUUGAGUCAUGGAAGCAUAAAUAAGCAACUCAUUCAAGUUCCAUAUAUCUCCGUUCCCUUUAAUAUCCAUCCAUUUCAAAAAGUUUAUUACGUUUGUGUGAGUGUGUAUUUUUUAAGUUCUAUAGUUGAUUCCCCUCACUCCCUGUAUGACACCCCUGUUUGUGCUUCAUCGGGGUGUGAGUUUUUCAAUGCUGGCUGGCCAUCUCUAUCUUGUUGUCACAUGCUAAAUGCAACGUGUUUGUGAGUUGUGAUUAACUCUCUUUGAUGAGGAUGCAAGUGUGGGUUAGUUUCUGGGAGCAGACAUCUUUCACACUCAACUCCGCGAGUGCACUUGAAAAGCUUAAUUGAGAAGCGAGUCAGUGGGUAUU
Messenger RNA from Rubroshorea leprosula, 2289 nucleotides. The record is from the annotation of a GenBank genome assembly. Lineage: Eukaryota; Viridiplantae; Streptophyta; Magnoliopsida; Malvales; Dipterocarpaceae.